Messenger RNA from Chinchilla lanigera (long-tailed chinchilla), 1882 nucleotides. RefSeq names its product endonuclease V (gene Endov). NCBI's taxonomy places the organism in Eukaryota, Metazoa, Chordata, Mammalia, Rodentia, Chinchillidae. The coding region runs from base 31 to 996 and encodes 321 amino acids. Gene Ontology annotation, molecular function: RNA endonuclease activity producing 5'-phosphomonoesters, hydrolytic mechanism; single-stranded RNA binding. Gene Ontology annotation, cellular component: cytoplasm; nucleolus. The transcript has 9 exons. The record is from RefSeq and is a predicted model, not a curated record. Gene Ontology annotation, biological process: DNA repair.
GUUUGCCGGAAGCGCGCCGGAGGAUGAAUCAUGGCUCUGAAGGCCGCGGGCCAUGUGUCUGAGGAAACUUUAUCACUCUGGAAACGGGAGCAAGCCCGGCUGAAGGCCCUCCUGGUAGACCGGGACGCGGAGGCCUGGCAACGGGACCCCGCCUUCUCGGGACUUCAGAGGGUUGGGGGCGUGGAUGUGUCCUUCGUGAAAGGGGACAAUGCCAGUGCCUGUUCUUCCCUGGUGGUGCUCAACUACCCCGAGCUCGAGGUGGUGUAUGAGGAGAGCCGAAUGAUCUGCCUGACGGCCCCUUACAUAUCAGGCUUCCUGGCCUUCCGAGAGGUGCCCUUCCUAGUAGACGCGAUCCGACGGCUGCAAGAGAAGGAGCCAACCCUGAUGCCCCAGGUCCUUCUUGUGGAUGGAAACGGGGUGCUCCACCACCAAGGCUUUGGGGUAGCCUGCCAUCUUGGUGUCCUCACAGGGCUGCCCUGCAUUGGGGUGGCCAAGAAACUCCUACAGGUGGACGGACUGGAGAACAAUGCUGUGCACAAGGAGAAGAUUCGGCUCCUCCAGGCUGGGGGAGAUACAUUUCCUCUGAUGGGCAACUCUGGGACUAUCCUGGGAAUGGCCCUCAAGAGCCAUGACCACAGCACCAAGCCCUUGUACAUUUCUGUAGGCCACAAGAUGAGCCUGGAGGCAGCUGUGCGCCUGACCCAUUGCUGCUGCAGGUUCCGGAUCCCAGAGCCCGUGCGCCAGGCUGACAUCCGCUCUCGAGAGUACAUUCGCAGGACUCUGGGACACUCCGGGCCACCUGUAUCAGGGCAGGAGAGGAACCAGAAGGGACCAAAGUUAGAGGCAUACCCCAAAGGAGGUUUGGUAGAGCCAGCAGGAGAGGGCACGCACCCUGAGGACCCCAGCAGAGGCCCUGAGACAAGCCUGGAUACUGCAGCCGGGCUGCUGGGAGAAGCGGAGCAAGGCCUGGCAGUUGCUGGGAGCUGGACACCGUGAAGAUGCCAACUGUCAGCCUCCCACUCCAGCUCAGGACAGUAACCACCCCAGGAAUGGUUGCUAGGGACGGUGGGUGCCUGCUCUGGUAGAAACACUGACCAGAGGCCCCAGCAGGACACCGCUUGGGUUGUUGGUUGUCCUGCCUCCUCUAGCAUUGAGUGAUCUGUCUGAUCACUGUCCCAGGACAGAUGUCCCCAAGGUGAGUGCCAGACCAGAACAUUAUGAGAUCACUCUCCAGAGCACACAGGGGAUUUGGGGUUCAGAUGCCCAGUGGGCCAGAGACUGGCAGCCUGUGCAGGUGCCCACAGCUCCUCCUCUGCUGCCCCAGUUCUUUCAGACUUCUGCUUAAACCAUACCCCACCAGCCAAAGCAGGCCACCCCUAUAGCUGGGAGGGGCCCAAGCUGCACGGCCCCCUCCAGUACCACCCACAUGUGUUCUUAUGCUAACCUGCCCAUCCUCCAGCCUGCCCACUCUGGGUAGGGCCCAAGAGAGUCCCCAAGUCCACCGGUUGUUCUCCCCAAUUCCUGCCUCCUUGCUUCAAUACCAUCCCUGCAGUGGGAGGAGCCCAGUCCCAGCCCAGCAGGCUGCUUCCUUCCUAAGUCUGUGCUGAUGAGGCAGCUGAGACGCAAGACACAAAGGGUGGCCUGCUCCAGUCUGUCCCUCCCAGGUUCCCAGAGGGGUUGACAGGUGGUAGAUAGGUCUGGCUUCCCUAGUUCUGGGUCAGGAUGGAGGGGAAAGAAAAGGAGGGUUCCAGAGAUGAAGGUGCCUAUAUGCUCAGUGUACCAGGUUCUGCUGAGCCAAAGGGAUCUCUCUCUCGCUCAUUCUCUGUCUCUCUCUCUCUGUCUCUCUCUCUGUCUCUCUCUCUGUCUCUCUCUGUCUCUCUGU